Candidula unifasciata is the source of this 190-nucleotide messenger RNA. The record is from the annotation of a GenBank genome assembly. NCBI's taxonomy places the organism in Eukaryota, Metazoa, Mollusca, Gastropoda, Stylommatophora, Geomitridae.
AUGUAUUCCUGUGGUGAUCUGUUAUCAUUUGUGGCGCAGGUUCCUAUCCCCAUAUGGUCAUUAGAGCUUUUGAACUGUUGUUACUGUAGAAAUUCUUCGGUUCCAUCCUUGUUUCUUUCCCUUCUACCAGUGUGGAUCAGUCCUAUCGACGGGAGCCACCCAGCGUUAUAUAAAACAGAACAGAAUAAGC